AUGAUCGCACAAAUCUUGCUGUCAUUGGUUGCCAACUUUGCACUACUUGUAUUUAUUGUGAGCUGCGGAGGAAAAAAGAAGAAAACAUCAUCAGUGGGUGGAGCUGCAGAUGGUGGGGGAGCUGGUGGAGCAGGUGCGAACGAUGAAAAGAAGACGGCUUCGAAAUCGGAGAAACCUCCCGUGGAAAAGAAAGAGGAUGAUGGAAAUUACGAGGAGCUCGCCGUACCCUCAUAG
Caenorhabditis remanei is the source of this 234-nucleotide messenger RNA. RefSeq lists its product as uncharacterized. Bases 1 to 234 code for a protein of 77 amino acids. Lineage: Eukaryota; Metazoa; Nematoda; Chromadorea; Rhabditida; Rhabditidae. The transcript is spliced from 3 exons. The record is from RefSeq and is a predicted model, not a curated record.